Molecule: messenger RNA, 1111 nt
Organism: Ananas comosus (pineapple)
Lineage: Eukaryota; Viridiplantae; Streptophyta; Magnoliopsida; Poales; Bromeliaceae
Exons: 7
Coding region: 16-927 (303 amino acids)
Source: RefSeq, a predicted model, not a curated record
UCUACAGGGACUAGCAUGAAAUUUGGUAUUCGAGAUAGGUAUCACUGUACUAGGGGUGGGGCGCACCCCGACCCAAAUGCCAACCACAUUUCCGAGCACUUUGUUUCUCCAACUCUCCCCCUCCUCCUCAAUCACAAAAAAACUCGCCCCGAUUUAAUCGCCGAGUACAAACAAGGCCCUUCUUAUUUAUCUCCUCUCUCUCUAUGUAAUUGGGAAACCCUAAAUUUCUCUCCCUCCCCUUUAUAUGCUCUCCGAGAGACAAUGACAAGUCUUGUAUCGAGCCACCGCCAGAAUUUACCAUUGCAAAUUCACGAGAGUUUGAUACGGACGAGAUCGAAUAAAGCACAGUGCGUCGGAUGUUCAAAUAUAAAGUAUCAUGUGGGAGGAUUCUUGUUUGCUAAAAGUCGACAACUCGUGAGUUUCCGUGGAAGGACAGAACGUCGAAGAUUGGUCUGUGCUAGAGCUGUCAGUGAUGAUGCCGAAUUGAACGAUGAUGAAGAUGAAGGCCAAGAAAAAGGAAGCGAAAAAGAAGAGAUGAAUCUUGGGUUAUCCCGCGAAGACUUGGAGAGGAUUGUUGGGACGGAUGAUUCAACCUUUAGCGGCAUAGAUCUUGCAACUCUUAUCAGGAAAAAGUACGGUAGAUCGUAUGACGUCCAGCUUAUAAAGAAGGAAUUCCUGGGGAGAAGUCUUCUGGCAAUGAAUGUCAUGUGGAAGUACAUGGAGCAAAGAUCCUUCCCCUUGACUGAAGAGGAGUACCUCUUAAGGCUUGAUGAUGUGGCUAACAUGCUGAAAUGCUGGGGAGCUGUCUCGCAUGUUAGAAAUAGCCUAGCUAAGUUGAAGGAACGGCCUCGAAUAGGAAAAGCAGUGAGCAUUUUCAUAGACAUGGAUGAGUCGGGCGGCCGUUCCAGCGAAUGGAUCUACAAAUGACUGAAAAAGAAAUUUUUGAUUUGUGGUUCCAUUCAUCCUACCUCAAAGCUGCAACCUGAAUGCACAUUCUCUGGUUGCCUUUUUAGUUAAGCUAGACUAUUUUUUCAUUGAACCAUACCUCAGUUCCACGAAUUACAAGUUAUACAAUGCAGAACAUGUCCUAUAGGAAGAGAUUUUUAUCCUA